GCGCAAGCUGAUGCAGAGGCUGCAAAUGGGGAGCAGCUAGACCUUGUGAAGAGGAUUGAGUUCAGCCUUCUGAAGAUGCAGCGAUUGCAGGAAGCUCGGCAAGUGUACAAGUACUACGCCUCGUUCGCCAAGAACCUGCUGUUCAAUUCAACUGGCGAGGGCCGUAAUUUGCAGGACCUGGUUCAGAAGGCAGAUGUCAACGCGGCUGACCGAUCGGGCCAAACAGUCCUCCAUGCAGCUGCUGGCAGGGGAUACUCGGAGUUGGUGGCGCUGCUCCUGGAACAUCGGGCAGAGGUCAAUCAGCCUGCUCGUGGUUGCUCUACUCCCCUUCACGGUGCUGCCCUACAGGGCCAUUUGAAGGUUUCAAGACUUUCUCAUCGACCAUAA
Molecule: messenger RNA, 387 nt
Organism: Symbiodinium sp. CCMP2456
Lineage: Eukaryota; Dinophyceae; Suessiales; Symbiodiniaceae
Source: the annotation of a GenBank genome assembly